AUGGAUUUUGGCAACAAGUACUAUUCCCGAGGCUAUGAGAGGGAAGUGACCCCAGAUGUGUCCAUUUUGGACGAGACACCGUCAGCCUAUACUGGCCGUGUUAUCUCGUAUCCUAACAAGACUGUAGAGACCAGAGGAUUUAUCGGAGAGAAAAUCGUGAUGCAAUGUAAUGUGUUUAACAUGCCAAGAGAUGCGAGGAUCAUUUGGAGAAGAGAAAGUUUUCAAGGUGGACAUAUAGCGGAAGUAAUAAACGAUGGUUUAAUGUCCCGGGAUAUGUCACGAUGGAAGAUUGGACAGGGAAAACAACAAGAUUCAGUAAGAUUGGAAAUUUUAUCACUGGACGAGACCUACGAGGGAUUGUACACAUGCGAGUGUCAAUAUACUGGAUCGGUGGAACCAGCAAGAAUUCAACGAGUCCUUCGUGUAUUUGAAAAAUCCAAUACAGAUCCAGUGGACUCAAAUUUCGCAAUCAAGCGUGUAAUGGUCGACAUGGUGAAAGAAUCUUUGAUGAGACCAUGUUUGGUUUUGCAACCACGAACAAAACCGGUGAUCGUAACCCACAGGUCUUCGUAUGAUACCGAUGCGAACGUGAACGAUAACGUGGUCUUGCAGUGUGCGGCCGAAGGCAUACCCACACCGUACAUAUACUGGCAGCGUACAGGAGGACAGAGCAGUAUCAUUCGAAACUAUGGAACCUUGAAAAGCGGGAAUGAGAUCCGUUUCGAUGCAGUGCAAGCCGAUGACGCCGGCGAGUAUGUCUGUUUUGCUGAAAACUCUAUGGGGCAAGCCCUGUGGCGAGUUCAGCUCAGAGUUCGCCAUCCACCUAUGGUGCGAAUCUAUCCGUUUGAACCGAGUCAGCUGGUCAACUGCAACCUGAGACUCGUGUGCACCAUAUCUGCAAACCCUCCGGUUCUAGAACCCGCCGUCUUUUGGACAUCAAACAGGACUGGGAGCAUAACCGCCGACACUCCGAGAACAAGAAUUCAGUACCUUAAUGCUGGAUUGAUGAGACACUCGGUUCUCGACCUACUCCCAGUCACAUCAGCUGAUUUUGGGCAAAUGCUCACCUGCUCAGCAACCAAUAGUCUUGGAGAAUCUUCAUCUUCUGUGGUAAUUCAGCAGUCUCCAACAGAAGUCCGUCUCGUCAAUGGACGUCAUGCUUGCAACCGUGGGACAAAAUGGACCAUGAUCAACAUGAAGCUGCUGCUCCCCGUAAUUUUCAUUGCCCUAGACAGGCUGGUAUUUUACUCGCACGUGUAACUAUCAAACGAUUCAUUUGUACGAAUUGUAUUGAAUCAAUUAGCU
This is a messenger RNA of Opisthorchis viverrini, 1305 nucleotides long. RefSeq lists its product as hypothetical. Lineage: Eukaryota; Metazoa; Platyhelminthes; Trematoda; Opisthorchiida; Opisthorchiidae. The coding region runs from base 1 to 1260 and encodes 419 amino acids. The record is from RefSeq and is a predicted model, not a curated record. The transcript has 10 exons. Gene Ontology annotation, cellular component: neuron projection.